This is a messenger RNA of Poecile atricapillus (Black-capped chickadee), 1923 nucleotides long. It is a transcript of the gene NSUN5, whose product is annotated as NOP2/Sun RNA methyltransferase 5. Gene Ontology annotation, molecular function: methyltransferase activity. The coding region runs from base 68 to 1453 and encodes 461 amino acids. The transcript has 10 exons. Gene Ontology annotation, cellular component: nucleolus. Gene Ontology annotation, biological process: rRNA base methylation. Lineage: Eukaryota; Metazoa; Chordata; Aves; Passeriformes; Paridae. The record is from RefSeq and is a predicted model, not a curated record.
CCCGAAGCGGGGCCGCGCUCGCCCCCUGCGGCCCCGGAGGCCGCGGCGGAAGCGGGGCUGAGCGCACAUGGCGCUGUACAGCGCGGCGGCCGCGGUGCUGGCGGGGCUGGAGCGCGGCGAGGGCGGCCUCAAGCGCCUCGUGUACAACAGCGGCUUCCCGCAUGUCCGGCAGCUGUACGCGCUGGUGUCCGAGACCCUCCGCUACGCCUCGGUGCUGGAGAAGCUGCUGGAUGGAGCCGCGCUGCUGCAGGCCGAGAAGAAGCUGGCGCCGCAGCUGGCGAAGGUCCUGGUGUAUGACCUGCUCUUCGGCAAGGGGCUGAAGUGCGGGGGCCGGUGGAAGGCGCUGGCCCGGCGGCACCGGGCGCGGCUGGAGGCCGAGCUGGCCCGCAUGAAGGUGCGGUACAAGGUGAGCCGCAACGAGGACCUGCUGGCUCCGGAGAAGGCAGUAAGCGCCGCAGCCUCCCAGGUCCCACGUUACAUCCGGGUCAACACUCUGAAGACUUGUGUGGACGAUGUGAUCGACUUCUUCAAGCGCCAGGGAUUUACCUACCUGGGCAAGGCGGCCAGUGUGGAGGAGCUGAAGUCCCUCUCUGGAAAAAAAUUCUUGUUGGAUCUGCAUCUCCCGGAGCUGCUGGUUUUCCCUUCACAGACAGACCUCCAUGACAACCUGCUGUAUAUUUCAGGACACAUAAUUCUGCAGGACAAGGCCAGCUGCCUCCCUGCCUUCCUCCUUGGCCCUGUUGCUGGCUCCCAUGUCAUCGAUGCCUGUGCUGCCCCUGGAAACAAGACAAGCCAUCUGGCUGCCAUCCUGAAGAACAAGGGGUGGUCUGUUCACAGCUUUUCUUGGGUGCUGGGCUCUGCCUUCAGACAGAUCUUUGCCUUUGAUGUGGACCCCAAGCGCGUGGCCACCAUGAACACACUGCUGACACGGGCAGGGGUCACUGGCUGCCAGCUGGCCCAGCAGGACUUCCUGACCGUGGACCCCAGAGACCCCAGAUACAGCAGGGUGACUCAUAUCCUUCUUGACCCAUCCUGCAGUGGCUCAGGGAUGGUGACCCGAGGGCCAGGGGAGGAGGCGGCCCCGAGUGCUGAACGUUUGCAGGCACUGGCUGGCUUCCAGCGCCGGGUCCUCAACCAUGCCCUGAGCUUUCCAGCUCUCCAGCGCCUGGUCUACUCCACCUGCUCCCUACACCAGGAGGAGAAUGAGGAUGUGGUGCAGGCUGUGCUGCAGGAGUGGGGCUCAGCCUUCAGGCUUGUGAAUGCCUUCCCAUCGUGGCCCUGUCGAGGACUUGCUGCCUUCUCUGGAGCAGAGAGCUGCCUCCGUGCUUCCCCUGCAGAGACCCUCACCCAUGGCUUCUUUGUGGCUGUGCUGGAGCGGUGCCAGGAAGGGGCUGCUACCCCCAGGUGGGAGAGGGCUGUGGGGGACUCCAGCUGCUUCUGGGGGGUACCUUGACCAUGGCCAAGCUGCCUGCCUGCAGCAGCCAAGGAGAACCCACAGCUAGGAGAGAGAACAGAGCCAGGAGCAGCUCCCAGGAAGAGGAAAAAGAAAAAGCAGCGGGUGAAAGAGUGAAACACUUUCUGUACAAACCCCUGCACAGUGGGGACUGUGGGGGACACAUACUGGCCUGAACGCAAGUCAAGCUAUGUGGCAGCUGCAGUCCUGGUGAGACUUCUGUAACACCGGAGGCUGAGUGCCAACACUGGGACCACCCUAGUGCCAGGCAGGGGCAACUGCUCACCCAGGGCUGCGCCUUGCAGCCAGCCCCUGCUCCAGGUUUACCCCCCAAGGCAAUCCCCACUCGGCACUCUGCAGGGCUGGGGUCCUCCAGCUGGACUAAGGGUGGUUUAUCAUGUUCCCCUCCCAAAAAUUCCAACCCCUAGCUUGAUGCGGAGCUUUGGAAAAAACAUUUCACUGUAGGGAUG